This is a messenger RNA of Nicotiana tabacum (common tobacco), 3339 nucleotides long. Its product is annotated as ABC transporter C family member 10-like. Gene Ontology annotation, cellular component: membrane. Gene Ontology annotation, molecular function: ATP binding; ABC-type transporter activity; ATP hydrolysis activity. Gene Ontology annotation, biological process: transmembrane transport. Lineage: Eukaryota; Viridiplantae; Streptophyta; Magnoliopsida; Solanales; Solanaceae. The record is from RefSeq and is a predicted model, not a curated record.
GGCGAGUUCCCCUUUUGGUUUCAUCAGAUAUGGACGACAAUUCUUCAGCUCGUACUAGUUUUAUGUGUAAUAUACUAUUCUAUAGGGGUAGCUGCAUCAGCAGCAUUAGUGAUUGUGAUAUUAAUUGUAUUAGUUAACUCCCCAUUAGCCAAGUUCCAGCUUAAGUAUCAGAUUAACCUCAUGAUCGCGCAAGAUAAAAGGCUAAAGGCCAUCACAGAAGCGCUUACACAUAUGAAGGUUCUCAAGUUAUAUUCUUGGGAGAAACAUUUCUUGAAUGAGAUAAACAAGUUGAGAUCUGAGGAAACCAAGUGGCUAUCAUUAGUUCAAACACAAAAAGGAUACUACCUUAUCCUGUUUUGGUCAUCUCCCACUCUGGUCUCAUCUGCCACUUUUGUAGCUUGUUACUUGUUUGGAGUUCCUCUCAAUGUCAGCAAUGUUUUCACAUUUCUAGCCUCUUUAAAUCUGCUUCAAGAUCCCAUUAGAAGAAUCCCUGAUGUUGUCGGGGCAUUUAUUGAAGCAAAGGUUUCGCUGUCAAGGAUUGUGAAAUUUUUAGAGGAACCUGACAUGGUUAGAAGGGAUCACAUGAAGCAAACUCCGGAUGAUUUGAAUAUUUAUAUAAAUUGCACCGAUGUUUCUUGGGAGAUGAAUUUUUUAAAUCCCGCAUUAAGGGACAUAAAUCUGGAGAUAAAACAUGGUGAAAAAGUGGCUGUUUGUGGUGAAGUCGGCUCAGGGAAAUCUACGCUAAUGUCUCUCAUUCUUGGAGAAGUUCCAUACAUCAAUGGCACUGUUAAGGUUUAUGGAAAGAUCGCUUAUGUUUCUCAGACAGCAUGGAUUCAGACAGGAACCGUAAAAGAAAACAUAUUAUUUGGAUCCAAUAUGGAACCACAGAGGUAUCGACAAGCACUAGUAAAGAGUUCACUAGUGAAAGAUUUGGAGAUGCUUCCAUUUGGUGAUCUUACUGAGAUAGGAGAAAGAGGUAACAAUUUGAGUGGAGGCCAAAAGCAAAGGGUUCAACUAGCUCGCGCCCUUUAUCAGGAUGCAGAUAUUUACCUCUUGGAUGAUCCAUUUAGUGCUGUAGACGCACAUACCUCAACUAAUCUAUUUAAUGAUUAUAUCAUGGGAGCUUUAUCAGGAAAAACUGUGCUGUUGGUAACAAACCAAGUUGAAUUUCUUCCGACAUUUGAUUCAAUUUUGCUAAUAUCUAGUGGGAAGAUCCUGAAAUCUGGUACCUUUGAUGAAUUGCUGUCACAAAGUGAGGAGUUUCAGGAACUCGUCAACGCACAAAAAACUCCUCCCGGUCUUAAACGUGAAGAAAUUUAUGCUUCUAAAAGGCCUAAAGCUGCUGAAAUAGAGAUCAAUAAUGUUUCCUCCGACGAAUGUGCUGUAGUUUCUCUAAAAAGAGAUCAAUUAAUCAAGGCAGAAGAACGAGAAGUAGGAGACGCAGGAAUGAAGCCAUACAUUCAAUAUCUAAAGCAUUACAAGGGAUUCUUGUAUUUCUCCUUGGCAGUCAUUGUUCACACAAUGUUUGUAGUUGGACAGUAUAUACAGAGUUACAAGCUGGCUACUGGCCUUCAAGAUUCCAGUGUUAGCAUAUUAAAGCUAAUCACUGUCUACACAAUCAUUGGUUUCAGUUUAAUACUCUUUCUGCUUUUUAGAUCCUUAUUGACAGUAAAGCUCGGGCUUGGUGCAUCAAAAUCGAUUUUCUGUACACUGUCAAGCUCUCUUUUCUUUGCUCCAAUGUCUUUUUUUGACUCAACACCUUUCGGAAGAAUACUUAGUCGGGUAUCUUCAGAUUUAAGCACUGUUGACAUUGAGUUGCCUUUCUUAAUAAACUUUACUGUUGGAUCAAUCAUAAUUUUAUACUCUACCUAUGUCAUCUUAUGCCUUCUUGCUCCAGAGGUCCUCCUAGUAAUCGUGCUUAUGAUUUACGUAACUAUACUAGUUCAGAGGUACUACAACGCUUCAGCAAAAGAGCUAAUGAGAUUAAAUGGAACAACAAAGUCUUUAGUUGCCAACCAUUUAGCUGAAAGCAUUUCAGGAAUAACGACGAUUAGAUCUUUUGGACAGGAAGGCCGUUUCUUUUUCAAGAACUUGGAGUUUAUUGAUAAAAAUGCAAGGCCAUUUUUUCAUACUUUCUCAGCAACUGAAUGGUUAAUUCUACGUUUGGAGAUAAUGUGCGCGGUUAUCAUGUCCUCCUGGAUGCUUGGCAUGACGUCGCUUCACAUAGGCUCUUCUGUAUCUGGACUUAUUGGAAUGGCAUUUUCCUAUGGCCUAUCACUAAAUGCAUUCCUAAUUUGGUCUGUUCAAUGUGAAUGCACAAUAGCAAACUCUAUUAUCUCUGUAGAAAGGUUAGAACAAUACAUGAGACUACCAAGUGAAGCAACUGAAGUAGCUCAAAUUAACCACCCUUUACCUGGUUGGCCUACGCGUGGCAAAGUGGAAAUUCGCGACCUAAAUGUGAGGUACAGGCCGAAUUCUCCAUUAGUUCUUCAAGGUAUAAGUUGUACAUUUGAAGGAGGACAAAAGGUUGGAGUUGUAGGCCGAACAGGCAGUGGGAAAACAACUCUUAUCAGUGCAUUGUUUCGCCUCGUUGAACCUACACAUGGCAAAAUCAUCAUUGAUCAUCGCGAUAUUGCAACAAUAAGGCUUCAUGAUCUUAGGUCGCGUAUUGGAAUUAUUCCACAAGAUCCUACACUCUUUACAGGUUCUAUUAGAUACAAUCUAGAUCCCUUGUCAGAAUAUAGUGAUGAUCAGAUAUGGAAGGUUCUUGAGAAGUGUCAGCUUAGAGAGGCUGUUCAAGGAAAAGAAACAGGACUAGAUUCCUCAGUUUUACAAGAUGGAUCAAACUGGAGUAUGGGACAGCGACAAUUGUUCUGUCUCGGACGUGCACUGUUGAAGAGGAGUAGAAUUCUAGUGCUAGAUGAAGCAACUGCAUCCAUUGACAAUGCAACAGAUGCAAUUCUUCAGAAAAUAAUCAGACUAGAAUUCGCGGACUGCACAGUUAUAACAGUAGCUCACAGAAUUCCAACAGUAAUGGAUUACACAAAAGUUUUAGCAAUAAGUGAUGGGAAGUUGGUUGAGUUUGAUGAGCCAAAGAAGCUGAUAAACAAAGAGAGUUCAUUAUUUGGAGAGCUUGUUAAAGAAUACUGGGCUCGUACUGAAAAGUGAAAGGGAAAGGACUAGAGAAUUUUGUCAUUGCGUCUAGGUUAAUUUUCUGCCAAACGACUUGAUUGGGAUCGAGGCAUAGUUUUGUUUAGAUUAACUCUUUGUUUAGUUGAAGUAAAAGGUGGCUCCAGUUUGCUUUGUCCAUAUUGGAGUUCAUUUUGCAAAUUUGUUUGC